Messenger RNA from Acanthopagrus latus (yellowfin seabream), 3569 nucleotides. RefSeq names its product SLAIN motif-containing protein-like. The record is from RefSeq and is a predicted model, not a curated record. The transcript is spliced from 7 exons. Gene Ontology annotation, cellular component: microtubule plus-end. Bases 312 to 1727 code for a protein of 471 amino acids. Gene Ontology annotation, biological process: microtubule nucleation; cytoplasmic microtubule organization; positive regulation of microtubule polymerization. NCBI's taxonomy places the organism in Eukaryota, Metazoa, Chordata, Actinopteri, Spariformes, Sparidae.
GAGGCAAGUGUCUUGAUGUUGGGGGUGUCUUUUGUCUUUCUUAGUUGCAACUCAUGGACUCUUUAAUCCACGUAAGCCCUUGCUGCUUCUCUAAAUCCAUCCAAUCUGUCGCGUGCCUAUGCUUAACAACCCCACUCAACAAACCGGGUCAAUAGAUGCUGCAGUGAAGUUACACAGUUGCUGUCUGUGCAGAGCCAAAUUCCUGCAAUUGUGAACUUUAAUUUAGCUAAAGUUUGGAUUGAGGGGUGAGGUGGAAUAAGACACAUGAGAGCCUGAAGAAGUGAGAAGAUUUGAGCAUUUUCACAGAGGAAAUGGAGAGCGACUGGAGCCGUUAUUUUCAUGAUCAGCCAUCACCGCCUUUGGACUAUGACACGAACCAUCAUCAUCUUCUCCGCAAUGAGUUGAACAGCAACUCUGCGAGGCCGGAGGACGACUCGGAUCCACUCUGCAGCAUCUGGGCGUACGCUGAGCAAGCACAGGCCAAGAGCUGUAACAGUCGGUCUUUUGCCAUGGAUGCUAGAAUAAGACUAGAUAGUUUGAAGUCAGGGUGUAAUUCACCCGUGACACCCCGCGCCAGGGACGGGAAGUUGUUCAACUACAACAGUCAAGACGACUCCUGGGACAGUGAGGAGUCGGAGGAGGAAGAGUCAGCUUUGGACUUGGUGGAGCUCCUUGACAUGGAGGACGACAUGAGGGAUGAGGAGAACUGGUUGUACGAGUCUCCGAAGAAGCAGCAGAUCGUGGAGAGAACCGAGUCGGCUCUCGGAUGGUGUCGACACGUCCUGGAUAACCCCAGUCCUGAAACUGAGGCGGCGUGUCGCUCGCUGAUCAAUAAGCUGGAUCAAAGAUCCAGCAGCCACUUCUACAGACGUGCUGCAGUUUUCCAUCGUGCUGGCGAUGUGGCUGUGGGUUCGUCUGUGGACAAAACAUCUGUCAGAACGACACACAAGGUCUCUGACAGUGCAGACAACUAUGAGCAGAGCACCAACGACUCUGCCACAACCUACAGGCUGCAGGACAUCACAGACGUCCACAUUCUGGCUCGUUUGCAGGAAGCCAGUUUAAGGCAGGACUACUUCUCCACACCCACCGCCGCUCCACCUUCACGGAGAGGCCCUGAGGCGAGACUGAUGCUGCCAUCUCACUUCAACACCGCUGUUGAAAAUACCGAUGACUUCACUCCAGGAAAUCAAACUGAGGCAUCCUCUUCCUCUUGCUGGCAGCCCAGCCUGUCGUCACUGACCUCUUCCUCUUGUCAGUCGCUGACAUCAGAAGCUAAUCAUGGCUUCCAGAUUCCAAAGCUGGCCAGACUUCACCAGCAAGUCACCCAGUUCAAGCUGCUUAAGCUCGCUCAGAACCAAGCGACGUCACCGGGCAGGACCAGGUCGCCCCUGCGGACCAGCCUCCGCUCCCUGCAGGCUGUCAGGAACAGCAGAAGUUUGGAGACAGACGAGUGCCAACCCGCCGACUCACAAAUCACUCAACAGGCAUCAGGUGCGUCAUCUGUCAGAAAGGGGUCAGGGUGCUGGUCUCCGUUACUUUCAAUGAGAGACUCCUCAGACCGGAUGUCCGCCGUGAAGAGGAUGCAGAGGUCUCAGUCUGCCAGCCCCUGCAGGAUCCCUCACCCUGCUAAAGGAUACUUGUCUGUCCAUGGACGUGUUUUUGCCUCACCUGACAGGUCGACCACCGUCGCUUGGGGCAGAAAUGUGUCGUCCACGCGACGGUGAAAGGUGUCACCUGGUGUGAGUCCCUGACAGAACUAGAUGAGAUAGGGUAGAUUUGAAAAUAUGUCACAUGUUGAAUUAACUUACUUGUACGGGUGCCUGUGUAAAAAUUUUAAUAAUUUUAGACUGUGAGGAUAUUAAAGUCUGUAUCAGAAUCCCUUAUAGCGCAGUAUGUGGCUCUGGGUAGGGAUCAUGUUUCAUCAGUUUCCAUCUCGUUGGCUGUGAUCUGAGUCAUAUUUGUUUGCAGCAGACUGAAAAUGAAGGUGGCAGUAUGUGAGGCAGGCACUGUUGUAGGAAGCACCUACAGAAACAUCCUGUAGGGCUGGAUUUGAUAUUGCUGUGACUUCCUGUGCUGUGAAAUCAAACAGUGAAAACUCUCAGACGACUGUAAUUCGUAAGAACGUAGACGUGUCAGGGGAUCUUAGCCUGCUGUCUGGAUGAAAUCACCCAUCUGAGAUGCCCUUAAAAUCAUGAAAGGGAAGAAUCAGCAGCAACCAGUUUGUGCAUGAGCUCAGCUACUUCUGAACACUGAACAUGAUAUGCUUGGGUAGAGGUACUGACACGAUGUGAGGCAACUAAACGUUCUUCAUCACAGGUCAAAAAGUGAUUCAUGUAGAUUUUAGUUCAACUUUGGUGCAGCUCAUUUUGCAGAAAGGGCUGUUUUUCUGCAGAGCUGUUGCAACAGGAAGAGUGCAGGUGACCCUGGCACAAUACGAUGUGUGCUUGUUACAAGAAACAGAGGUGUGGUUUUAGUGCGGUUUCUCUCUUAAACGUCAGGUCUCUGCUGCUGAGUGCAUUUUGCAGAUGUUUUUGUGUUGACGACAUGAUGUAAUCUAACUGUCCCAAAUGCACUGAGGUUUCAAAUGGUGUCCUCUUUUUAUUCAGAGCAACCUGAAUACUCGUCAAAUAGGUGAGGAUUUAAAGGGAACACUUUUAGAUGUUUGCAUGAAGCUCAGGUCUAACAGAUGCUGUAACUCUUCUCAUUAAGGCACAUUUCUCUUAUCGUGUUGCAGCGUGUCACCUGAUGUUCAGUGCUGAGGUUUGUCUUUGAUUCGUAGCAGAUUUAUCAAAAGUCAGCAACAAAUUCACUGUGCAAAUGUUUACACGGUGAAUUGGUCGGUUGGUUCUAAGGUUGGGUGCAACACCAUGUCAUGAGUCCUGAAUACCUUUGGAAGAGACAUUUAAUAGUUUGUAUACUGGAGGUUCAGUUUGGAGAUCGAAAACUAUUCUACAUAAAGCAUCAUUACGUAUAACUGAGGACAGCACUAGUGAAGAAAUAAACAUAUAUGUCCUCACAGUCUUACAGUUUAGUCUUUAAUAAUACUGUUUAUACCCUAUGAUUAUAAACUGUAUUCGUUGUAAGUGAUCAGCACAUCAGUUCCAGCUGUUUGAACAACCUUCAUGAUGGCCCCGUCACAUUCAAGUGUCCACUAUUACUGUUAUUGAAUUAUUUGUUUAUCCUUUUUUUCUAUUUAUACCUUUGUCACUAUAUUUGGGUUUCUAUCCAUUUCCUGUUAUUUUCUACAUUAUUGGUAAAAAAAAAAAUAUUUGAGAUUGUCAUAUGAGUCUUAAGUCCAUGUCAGAGCCAACAUGCCCAACACUACUGCUCUAAAAUAGUAAUAGUUAAUUUAAACAAAAUGCUGCCUAUAACAACAUGACUUACACCUGUGCUGUUUGUGGUGACAUUUCAAAAUGGCUGACAUGAUUUUCCUCCAUUGAAAACAAACAGGUAAACAAACCCAGUUAUAUUUCACUGUUUGUUUUGUUCGCCGAGUUGUUGCGUGUCUUCUGAUUUGUGACCUGAAAUAAACUGAGCUCGUCACCAGUGGCGUUUUUUUCAUCGCU